Molecule: messenger RNA, 753 nt
Organism: Fusarium mangiferae
Lineage: Eukaryota; Fungi; Ascomycota; Sordariomycetes; Hypocreales; Nectriaceae
Exons: 3
Coding region: 1-753 (250 amino acids)
Cellular component (GO): cytoplasm
Molecular function (GO): GTPase activity; GTP binding
Source: RefSeq, a predicted model, not a curated record
AUGGAAAACCUAAUCACAUACGCCCGCGAAUUCCUCGCCUCGGUUGGUCUCAUGAGACCGUCUUCAGGCACGCCAAUCACAAGCUUAUUCAGUACCCUUCCAGGCCACCACCGCAUCCUCCUCAGCGGGCUUGACGAGGCUGGCAAAUCAACUCUCUUGCGCUCUCAUUUGGUAAUCAAUGAAAAAGAUAUAUCUAUCGUCGUGGGCAUGAUUGCCCAUCAGGUUGAAGUCUAUAGAUGCGGCAAUGUCACUUUCCAAACCAUUGAUCUCGGCGGUGGCAGGCCUGAGACAUAUUUCAGGAUGGAGAGGUCUUUCAUCAGGCAAUGCGAUGCACUUGUUUGGGUCGACGACUCGGCUGAUCACGACCGCCUCAUAGAAGCAAGAGAAGAACUUUUCCGAGCUGUGCGCCACCAAGACGGAUUGCGCAACGGCAUCCCAGUGUUGAUUCUAGCAAAUAAGCAAGAUAAGAGUAACGCGCGUACAGCAGAGCAGAUAAAGGGAUUCUAUGUCGAUGAUUCUUCAUCGCCUUUAGUUAAUACGCCACAUGCGGUGUUUGCAUCGAGCACUAAGACUGGCAAAGGGCUGUUCGAGGCUUUUGAAUGGAUGAGUCACACUGUUGAGAGCAGGAUGAAAUAUGACACUGGCAUCAGUGAAAAGGUUCCGUCAUACGACAAAGAGGAGGAAGCGACUAGAAUCAUCAUGGAAGGACUACAGUCAAGUCACAAAGAGGAGCUCGGCGAGAAAGGAGGGUAG